Messenger RNA from Etheostoma spectabile (orangethroat darter), 1158 nucleotides. Its product is annotated as ornithine decarboxylase. Lineage: Eukaryota; Metazoa; Chordata; Actinopteri; Perciformes; Percidae. The transcript has 10 exons. The record is from RefSeq and is a predicted model, not a curated record. Gene Ontology annotation, molecular function: ornithine decarboxylase activity. Gene Ontology annotation, cellular component: cytoplasm. The coding region runs from base 1 to 1125 and encodes 374 amino acids.
AUGGACCGGGGAACAAUGUAUAACAUUGAUUUGUCCCUUGAGAAUUGUGACAUUGACAUUUUGGACAACGGAAGGACCAUCAAAGACGUCAUAGACAGUAAAAUAAAAGAGCUCGGCUCAGUGGACAAUGAAGAGCCGUUCUAUGUGGCAGAUCUAGACAGCGUGUACAAGAGGCACCUCCGAUGGCUCACCAACCUACCUCGAGUCAAGCCUUUCUAUGCGGUGAAGUGCAACAACACAGCGGUAGUUUUGAGGAUGAUGCGUGCUCUGGACACAGGCUUGGAUUGUGCUAGCAAGGCCGAGAUCCAGAUGGCCCUGUCCCUCGGAGCGACACCCGAUAAAAUAAUUUACGCGCAUACAACCAAACCAAUGUCGCACAUCAAAUACGCCUGUGCUCAUGGAGUAGACGUGAUGACUUUUGAUAGUGAGGAUGAACUCCUGAAAAUGUCUCUCUGUCACCCCAAAGCCAAACUGGUACUCCGCAUCACAGUGGAUGACUCUAAAUCGCUGAUACAACUCAGUUCCAAGUUCGGAGCCCAACUGGCGUCAGUCGGCAAGCUGCUGGAACGCGCUGGAGAGCUGGGCUCCGAGAUCAUCGGGCUCAGCUUUCACGUAGGCAGCGGGUGCACCGGAGGCUCUGUGUUCAAACAGGCCAUCGCAGAUGCCCGACACGUCUUUGACAUGGCGAAUUUGCUCGGAUUCCAGAUGAGACUCUUGGACAUUGGUGGAGGAUUCUCUGCGAUCGGGGACUUUAAAGAGAAAUUUGAAGAGUUUUCCGUCAUCAUUAACGAAGCACUGGAUGAGUUCUUCCCGCCUGAUUGUGGGGUGCAGAUUAUUGCAGAGCCAGGCCGCUACUACGUGGAAUCUGCCUUCACACUGGCGGCCAAUGUCAUCGCCAAAAGAGUCAUCUGUGAUGAUAUGGAUGAAGAUAGCGAAGUUGAGGGAAGCCCUGACAGAAUGAUGAUGUACUACCUGAACGAUGGAGUGUACGGCUCCAUGAGUUGCAUUAUCAACGACCCUGCUCACUCCAACCUUGAACCGUAUCUUCACAGGGUUGUCGACAGCAGUGAGCGGCGCUAUCGCUCUGCUAUCGGGGUCCAACCUGCGACAGCUUUGACAAAGUGAUUGACAACUACUGGAUCCUGAGUUGCCGUGGGG